Messenger RNA from Drosophila erecta, 1761 nucleotides. RefSeq names its product phosducin-like protein. Gene Ontology annotation, biological process: regulation of G protein-coupled receptor signaling pathway. Lineage: Eukaryota; Metazoa; Arthropoda; Insecta; Diptera; Drosophilidae. The coding region runs from base 120 to 950 and encodes 276 amino acids. The transcript has a single exon. The record is from RefSeq and is a predicted model, not a curated record.
GAAACUGUAAUAUCGGUAUUGCGUGCAAUUUACAACAAUCGACCUAUCGAUACACCAUUGGUUGUUAAUCCAGACUAAUUAAAUUGUAAAUUAAAGUAAAAACUCGGUAAUUAACCAUCAUGGCCACCUUGGAGGACAAGCUACUGGGCGAGAAACUGGAGUACUACUGCAGUAGCAGCGAGGGCGAGGACAACGGCGAUGAGGGCGACGAAUCCAAGGGAGCAUCCGGGAAAUCCCGAUCCUCCGGUCUGACCAUCGACACAAAUCCGGAUGCGACUCCGGCGGGUGGAUUCCGGCAGCAGAGCUCCACGAACACGGGUCCCAAAGGCGUGGUCAAGGACUGGCAGAGAUUUAAGCAGCUGGAGGCGGAGCGCCGGGAUGAAACCGAGCGUCAACGUCUGGCGCUGGCCAAGAAGCUCACUAUUACGACGACAACGUCGGCGGAGGACGAGGAGCGCAAGCGGCAGGAGGAACUGGACGCCGAGCUUGACGAACUGAUGAGCGAGGACUUCCUGCAGCAGUACCAGAAACAGCGGAUGGCCGAGAUGCUGCGGCAGACGGGACAUCACCAGCAGUUUGGCCAGGUGCAACAGCUGACCAGCCACGAGGAGUUUCUCGCCUGCGUCGAGCAGGAGAACAAGCACACCACCAUCAUCAUCCACAUAUACGAACGACAACUGGCCGCCUGUGCCACCCUGAACAAAUGCCUGGACAGUCUGGCCAGCGAUUAUCCGUCCAUUAAGUUCGCCAAGAUCUGCAGUUCCGUGGCCGGAAUGAGCAGGGACUUCCGCACCAAAGGAUUACCAGCCCUCCUGGUUUACAAGGCCCAAGCGGUCAUCGGAAACUUCGUGCGGCUUACCGAUGACCUCAGCGACGACUUCUUCGCCUCCGACGUGGAGAGUUUUCUAAUCGAGCACGGCAUCAUAGUGGACAGGGCUCUCUACAAUUGAGAAGGUAGCUGGGUUUAUAAACUGACAAGUAACUUAUUCGAGGCUUAUCCCACGGCUGGACCCAUUAAAUUAUAGAAAGCGAAGUGGAUGUUUCCAACUAGGCUGGAAAUAUUUUUUUUGAAACAAGAUUGCUGAGAACUAAACUUUAAUAAGAUAGCCAAACCUUUUAGGUCCCUAUCUUUGUUUUAUCUGCAUUAAAUCCCGAACAGUCGUCUAAAAUGUUAAUAUAAUCAAAAUAAUUUGUAUUGACUUAAGAAACUAACACGACUUCUUGGAAUCUCCGAGUUACUUGGCAGUUUAAGCCUGGGGCUUAGAAUUAUCCGCAAAUUUUGACCAAAUAUGUGUUCGUAAGAUUAGCAUUUAAGAGAACUUAAGCCCGCCCUUCUUUUUGAUUUUGCAAUUGAAUUAUUUAUUUUUUCCAUUCAGUAAUUAGUUACAUUAUAUGUAUGAUUCUUUUCUCUUUUUUGUUUUUUGUAUACAGAAGUUCUUAAAGUGCAACUUUCACAAAAUGGAAAAUGUCUCUAAAUUGGGUAAAUCAAAAAAUCAUAAAAUUAAAUUAAAAAUAUUUGAAAAAUGUAUUCGAAAUGCAUUUUGCACUUGAAAAUAUAUGGAACAGAUCCUGCUCACUAAAUAUAGCGUAUAUCUAUAACCAUUCUGUCAUCAUAUACAACACGAUUUAUAUUUAUAUAAUAGUAUUUAGUGGCUAAUGAAUGUACUUCACUCGAACUCGUACUCCGUAAGAUUUAUACAAUUAUAUAUUUUAUAGCUUAUAGCCUACACAUAUACAGCAAUAAAAAUGAUGUCGAUAAAA